UCAGCUGACGGCUCGCCGCCGGUGACCAGUUCUGGCAGGCAUCGGGAAGCAAUGGUGGGGGCACAGCCGAGCAGACCCCGGGGACCGCUGAGCUGCUGGGCGCGCCGUUGGGGUCAGGUGCUCGCAGCGAUCUUCCUGCUGCUGGUGGCGGUGGCGGGGUCCGAGGCCAGGGUGGAAGAUGACUUCAGUCUGGUGCAGCCGCUGGUGACCAUGGAGCAGCUGCUGUGGGUGAGCGGGAAGCAGAUCGGCUCGGUGGACACUUUCCGCAUCCCGCUCAUCACCGCCACCCCUCGGGGCACGCUGCUCGCCUUCGCCGAGGCCAGGAAAAAGUCUGCGUCCGACGAGGGGGCCAAGUUCAUCGCCAUGAGGAGGUCCACGGACCAGGGUAGCACAUGGUCCUCUACAGCCUUCAUUGUAGACGACGGGGAGGUCUCGGAUGGGCUGAACCUGGGGGCCGUGGUCAACGAUGUGCACACAGGAGUAGUGUUCCUUAUCUAUACCCUCUGUGCCCACAAGGUCAACUGCCAGGUGGCCUCCACCAUGCUGGUGUGGAGUAAGGAUGACGGCGUUUCCUGGAGCCCACCCCGGAACCUCUCCGAGGAUAUUGGCACAGAGAUGUUUGCCCCUGGACCAGGCUCUGGCAUUCAGAAACAGCGGGAGCCUCACAAGGGCCGGCUCAUCGUGUGUGGACACGGGACGCUGGAGCGAGAUGGCGUCUUCUGCCUCCUCAGUGAUGAUCACGGUGCCUCCUGGCACUACGGGACCGGAGUGAGCGGCAUCCCCUUCGGCCAGCCCAAACACGAGCACGAUUUCAACCCCGACGAAUGCCAGCCCUACGAGCUUCCAGACGGCUCCGUCAUCAUCAAUGCCCGGAACCAGAACAACUACCACUGCCGCUGCAGGAUUGUGCUCCGCAGCUACGAUGCCUGUGAUACCAUUAGGCCCCGGGACGUGACCUUCGACCCCGAGCUGGUGGACCCAGUGGUGGCUGCAGGAGCAGUAGCCACCAGCUCAGGCAUUGUCUUCUUCUCCAAUCCAGCCCAUCCUGAGUUCCGGGUGAACCUGACCCUGCGCUGGAGCUUCAGCAAUGGGACGUCCUGGCAAAAGGAGAGAGUCCAGGUGUGGCCAGGGCCCAGCGGCUACUCGUCCCUGACAACGCUGGAAAACAGCAAGGACGGAGAGCAGCAACCCCCGCAGCUGUUCGUUCUGUACGAGAAAGGCCUGAACCGGUACACCGAGAGCAUCUCCAUGGUCAAAGUCAGCGUCUACGGGACGCUCUGAGCCCUGCACCUCAGGGCGCCAAGUCCUGGACUCCAACCUCACGACCUCACGGCUCUCCCUUCGGGGGUCUGCAGAGGGGGCCUGAAACACAGCUCUUCCACCGAACUCUAGCCUUUUGCAGAAGCAACUUCUCUUUGACAGGGAAGUCACUCGGUUAUGACAUAACGGCCCAGCUUCCUCUCCCCCAGGCAGGAAGUCCCUCCAGGACAAGGCAGCUGUUCCUUUCAGGGACAGCAUGGGUACGGGGGUGUUCCCUGGAGUGAUGACCGAAUAUGAACCCUGGGAACUGGGAAGGCCAGCGUGGAAGCAGGUACGAGACCUGAAGAGGAUUC
Messenger RNA from Myodes glareolus (Bank vole), 1613 nucleotides. RefSeq names its product neuraminidase 1 (gene Neu1). Gene Ontology annotation, molecular function: exo-alpha-sialidase activity. The record is from RefSeq and is a predicted model, not a curated record. Gene Ontology annotation, cellular component: membrane; cytoplasm; intracellular membrane-bounded organelle. Gene Ontology annotation, biological process: ganglioside catabolic process; oligosaccharide catabolic process. NCBI's taxonomy places the organism in Eukaryota, Metazoa, Chordata, Mammalia, Rodentia, Cricetidae.